AUGUUGGACAACAGAUGGGUUGUGCCUUAUAACCCAUACCUGCUGCGGAUGUUCAAUUGCCACAUCAACGUUGAGGUCUGCUCCAGCAUAAAGGCCGUCAAAUAUCUUUACAAGUACAUUUACAAGGGCCAUGAUAAGGCUUCUUUCAGCAUCGACCAUCCCGACGCCGAUGGUAACAUUGAUGAGAUCAAGAGAUACGUUGAUGCAAGGUGGAUCACCCCUCCGGAGGCUAUGUGGAGGAUAUUUGGCUUUCCACUUUGCGCCAAUUACCCACCUGUCUUGCAGUUGCCUCUUCAUCUCCCGAAUAUGCACAGGGUCGCAUUCAAUGCGCAGGCUGACUUGAAGAAUGUUCUCGCCUCCGAAAAUAAUUCAAAAUCCAUGUUAACGGAGUAUUUCAAGGCUAACCAGGAACACCCUCGGGCUAGGCAUAUAUUGUACAAGGAUUUUCCCGGAAGCUUCACGUGGCAGAAGAAAAAGAAGUUUUGGAAGCCGCGGGUCGAGCGUUUUCAAAUAGGUCGCAUCGUGUCUGCCAAUCCUGCCGAGGGUGACCGAUACUACCUGCGUGUGUUGCUAAACCAUGUUACGGGCAAAACAUCCUUCGACGACUUGCUCACCGUGGACGGCGUUCUAUGUGGGAGCUUUAGAGAAGCUGCUGAAAGGUUGGGACUCAUCGAGGCAGACAACACGCUCGACAACUGUCUUACUGAGGCUGAGCAGUGGGCGAUGCCAUGUUCUCUUAGGAGGCUCUUCGCAACCAUCUUGGUGCACUGCGAGCCAGGCGACGUGCGUGGUUUAUGGGAUAGGCACCUCGAUCCUAUGUCAGAUGACUAUCGUCGAUCACGCACGUCCCCUAUCGAGGUGGAGCAGAUGGUGUUGCUUGACAUUAGGGGUAUGUUGCAGUCCAUGGGUAAAGACAUUGUUGAUUUCGCUCUUCCAAGCAUAGAUGAUGCGUUUGACCCAACCGAGGGUGAGGCAAGAGAGGUCAUCGAGGAAUCAACUGUUGAGUUUGACGUGGAUGAUACUAAAUUGGCAUCUUCCCUGAACUUGGAGCAGAGGGCCGCAUACGACGAGAUACUAGCGGCUGUUGAACGCGGUGAUGGGGGUGUAUUCUUUGUUGAUGGCCUUGGAGGUACAGGGAAGACCUUUCUAUACAGGGCGAUGCUUGCCAAGGUGAGGAGCGAUGGCAAUAUUGGUAUCACUACCGCGACGUCGGGCGUCGCCGCUUCUAUCAUGCCUGGCGGCAGGACUGCCCACUCGAGGUUCAAGAUCCCAUUGAGUUGCGAUGAUGGAGCCUCGUGCAGCUUCACAAAGCAGAGUGGGACCGCCAAGCUGCUUAGGAUGGCCUCAUUGAUAAUAUGGGACGAGGCCAGCAUGACGAAACGACGAGCGGUCGAGGCAUUGGACAAUUGCAUGCGCAAAGGACAAUCCAAAGAAGCGAAAAAGACCGACCGUGUCAUUACUAACCUCGAUGAAGAACAUCGUCUACAAGGAAGUCCUUACAGGCUGAAGUCCGGUCUUAAUAGACCGGCAGGUUAUGUAAUGACACAACAUUUACUCUUGUGA
This is a messenger RNA of Aegilops tauschii subsp. strangulata, 1563 nucleotides long. Lineage: Eukaryota; Viridiplantae; Streptophyta; Magnoliopsida; Poales; Poaceae. The record is from RefSeq and is a predicted model, not a curated record.